Molecule: messenger RNA, 678 nt
Organism: Nicotiana attenuata
Lineage: Eukaryota; Viridiplantae; Streptophyta; Magnoliopsida; Solanales; Solanaceae
Exons: 3
Coding region: 1-678 (225 amino acids)
Source: RefSeq, a predicted model, not a curated record
AUGCCGUGCGGAGGUAUUCUGAUUGUGUUGUUGAGAGUUGCAUCUGCACGGCGGGAGACUUCAAGUAUGACAAAUAAUUCUGAUACUUCAAUCGAUGCUGUAGGGACUUCAUCCCGUACUGCUUUUCAUCCGGAUGAUUACACUCAUCCAUGUCACCCACUUUAUAUUCAUCCCUCUGACAUUUUAGGCGCUUCUCUAGUUUUUACUCCUUUUGAUGGGUCUGGUUAUUCUAGCUGGCGUAGGACUAUCCUAGUAGCCUUGUCUGUUUGUAAUAAGUUGGAUUUCAUCAAUGGCUCAUUUGUGAAGCCAACUGCUGAGUCUCCAUUAGCAAGGCAAUGGCAGAGAUGCAAUGAUUUGGUCAUUUCUUGGUUAACAAACUCCCUUACCAAAGAAAUAUCUCGUAGUGUUGAGUACUCUGAGUUAGCCAAAGACAUUUGGAAUGAACUUGAUGAGAGAUAUGGAAAGGCUGAUGGAGCUAGAUUGUUUGAACUUAAGAAAGAAUUAUCACACAUAUCUCAAGGCUCACUAGACAUAGCAUCCUAUUUUAAUACCAUAAAACAACUCUGGGAUGAGAUAUCUUCUAUUUCUGUCAAUCAUUUGUCUGUUUGCACAUGUGGGGGUAAUAAGAAAGCUGAAGAAGAACAGAAAGUCUUAUCAAUUCUUAAUGGGACUCAAUGA